AUGAAGGUCACCGUCGGAUUCGCUCUCAUUGCCACCCUCAUUUCCGGAGCAAGCGCUGUCAGCGAGUGGGGACAGUGUGCUGGAAUUGGCUACGGGGAUAAGCCCUGUGAUUCUGGACUGGUUUGUAUCUAUAUCAACGACUGGUACAGCCAAUGCCAAAAGGGAACAUCAACCCAGCAGUCUACGUCGACGCGGCAACCCACAUCCACCCAGCAACCCACUUCUAGCAACAACCCGACGAGCACGAGUACCGGCAGCACGUCAAACGCUACCAGCCUUGCUGGACGCAUGAAGGCCAAGGGCAGGCUCUACUUUGGUACCUGCAUCGACUCCUACAAUUUGAAUAACAACCAACUCACCAGCAUCGCAAAGGCGCAAUUCAAUCAGUUCACCCCCGAAAACUCCAUGAAGUGGGAUGCGAUCGAGAGCUCUCAGAAUAACUUCAAUUUCAACAAUGCCAACCAGGUUGUCAACUUUGCACAGAGCAUGGGUGCCUUGAUGCGAGGCCACACCUUUGGCACGUCUUGCGACCCAUGCAUCAUGCAUAUAUUAACUCCGUUUCAGCUUCCCAACUGGGUUGCAUCUAUCAAUAACCCCAAUACCCUCACGAGCGUCAUUCAAAACCACAUCGACAAAGAAGGUAGCCAAUGGAAGGGAAAGAUCUACGCCUGGGAUGUGUGCAAUGAGAUCCUGAACGAGGAUGGCUCCAUGCGCAGCUCCGUCUUCUACAAUGUUCUCGGAGAAAACUUUGUUUCCAUCGCAUACAACCGCGCACGACAAGUCGACUCCAACGCGAAGUUGUAUAUCAAUGACUACAACCUGGAUUCUGCCAACUAUGGAAAGACAACCGGCAUGGUCUCUCGCGUCAAGAAGUGGAGAGCCGCCGGCGUUCCUAUCGAUGGAAUUGGCUCGCAGGCCCAUUUGAAUGCUGGAGGUGCUGGUGGUCUUCAGGGUGCUCUCUCUGCGCUCGCUGGAACUGGAGUUGGAGAGGUUGCUCUCACAGAGCUGGACAUUGCAGGAGGCGGAGCCAAUGACUUUGUGACUGCAGUCAAGGCUUGUCUCGCAAUCUCCAACUGCGUGGGCAUCACCGUUUGGGGUAUCAGCGACAAGGAUUCGUGGCGUUCAAGUACGACCCCGUUGUUGUAUGACAGCAACUACCAACCCAAGCAGGCCUAUUACUCCGUCAUGGACGCGUUGGCGUAA
This is a messenger RNA of Serendipita indica DSM 11827, 1203 nucleotides long. The record is from the annotation of a GenBank genome assembly. NCBI's taxonomy places the organism in Eukaryota, Fungi, Basidiomycota, Agaricomycetes, Sebacinales, Serendipitaceae.